This is a messenger RNA of Phytophthora sojae, 645 nucleotides long. RefSeq names its product cutin hydrolase. Gene Ontology annotation, molecular function: hydrolase activity. The record is from RefSeq and is a predicted model, not a curated record. Lineage: Eukaryota; Oomycota; Peronosporomycetes; Peronosporales; Peronosporaceae. The transcript has a single exon. The coding region runs from base 1 to 645 and encodes 214 amino acids.
AUGAAGUUCGCCACCUUCCUCGGAUCCAUGCUCGUGCUGCUUGCCAACCCCACCAACCUCGUCACCGCCGAGUGCUCUGACGUUCACGUCGUGUUUGCGCGCGGAAGCGGAGAGCUGCCUGGGUUGGGCACGGCUGGUCAGCCUCUUGUCAAGGGCCUCGAAUCCAACCUCGGCGGCAUGAGCGUCUCGUCCUACGCAGUCAACUAUCUCGCUGCGUACGACCAGACGAGCGCUGGUGCGGGCGCCACCGACAUGACCAACCACGUCGUGUCCGUGGCUCAGGAAUGCCCCAACACCGUGUUCGUGCUGGGCGGCUACUCUCAGGGUGCCAGUGUCACGGACAUCUCCAUCGGCAUCAAGACGAUGCUCGGCGCUGGUAAAACUAUCCCGGAGAAUUUGGCACCGCGCAUCAAGGCCGUCGUGACGUUCGGCAACCCGCUCAAGCUCUUCGGCCAGACGAUCGCGAGCUCAAGCUCCACGUAUGGACCCAAGGCCAUCGAGUUCUGCAACCAGGGCGACCCCGUGUGCGCCGCCGGCUUCAACAUGGCGGCUCACCUGAUGUACCCGACGGACGGCAGUGUGACCACCGCGGCCCAGAAUGCUGCUGCGUUGGUGAAGGGUGGCACCCGAUCGCUGCGUUCGUAA